AUGGAAAGCAGUAAUUCAUCACUAAAGCAUGUGUUCGAUUCAUACAACGGCACUGCAAAGACUAUGGAAGGCAAGAACUUCGUUAAGUUAGCCAAAGAUUGCAAAAUCAUAGAUAAAAAACUCACAGCUACUGAUGUUGACUUGAUUUUUGCAAAGAUCAAGGACAAGUCCGAGAGGAAAAUUACCUACGCACAAUUCGAGAAAGGUCUUGAAUUCUUCGCAGAAAAGAAGGGAUGCACUCCAGCUGAUAUUGUCGAGAAGAUCCUCGCUACAGGAGGUCCUCAGUUCAGCGGAACCUAAGCUGAUCAUGUCAAGUUCCACGAUGAUAAGAGUCUCUACACAGGUGUUUAUGCUCAAGGUGGACCCACUAAUGUUGAUCAAAUUAACCCAACUGUGACUUUCGGAAGCGCUCCUCACAAUGAUGAAGAGGAAGAGAAGGUCCCAACAAAGAGGAUGGCUUAGAUGUCAGUUAACAACAACCCAGCAGGCAGUUUGAAGGAAGUAUUCGAGGGAUUCACUGGAGGAGCAGCUGAGAUGGACGGAAAAACUUUCGCAAAGAUGUCUAAAGAUACCAAGAUUCUCGAUAAAGCACUCACUGCAACAGACAUUGAUCUUAUUUUCGCUAAAGUCAAGGACAAGGCUGCAAGGAAGAUUAACUAUGCACAGUUCUAGAAAGGUAUUGAGGAAUGUGCUACAAAAAAGAAAAUUACCUUUGAGUAAUUGGAAGAGAAAAUCCUGGCUGUAGGAGGUCCAGUAUUCACAGGUACCAAAACAGACAAGGUCAAGUUCCAUGAUGACAAGAGUCUAUAUACAGGAGUCUAUGCCUAAGGAGGCCCUUCAACUAUUGAUGCUGGUAAUGGCAUGAUUUCAGAUAUCUCAUAGCUUUGUGAUAGAAGUGACGCCAAUGUAAGAGGAGUCAAGAAGCACUGA
Stylonychia lemnae is the source of this 930-nucleotide messenger RNA. The record is from the annotation of a GenBank genome assembly. NCBI's taxonomy places the organism in Eukaryota, Ciliophora, Spirotrichea, Sporadotrichida, Oxytrichidae.